This is a messenger RNA of Fonsecaea nubica, 786 nucleotides long. RefSeq lists its product as hypothetical. The coding region runs from base 1 to 786 and encodes 261 amino acids. NCBI's taxonomy places the organism in Eukaryota, Fungi, Ascomycota, Eurotiomycetes, Chaetothyriales, Herpotrichiellaceae. The record is from RefSeq and is a predicted model, not a curated record. The transcript has a single exon.
AUGGAGCCAAUCACCUCGACCGUCGCGACGCAGUACCACAAGUUCAUCGACGCAGUCAAUGCCCGCCCACGCCAGACUGCGGCAACGACAACCGCCGUCGCGCUGACGCUGUCCCUCGCGUGGGUGCUGAACGAUUUCCACGCGUGGAAGUCCUUCGGCACGGGAGGCACCCCGCCCACCUGGGCCGGGUACUGGCGCAUGACAAAGCUCCGCCUGAACCGCCUGCUGCUGUUCGGUAAGGACGACCUUUCCGACCCGUCGCCUCUCUCGUCCGUGGGGCCCAGGUAUCUCGACCUAGCGACCAUCCCGGCGCGGGAGGGCGCCAGACCGUCAAUCAUGGCCCGCACCAUGCCGCAGCGCCAGGUGCCAUACAAGACCGGCACGGCGGACCCGGGGGUUGAAGAACGGGUGUCGUCCAUGAUGGCCUCGUUGGCCGCCAAAAACCCUUCCGUCCUGGACCUCCGCCCCAGUAAGACCGAAGGCGGCAGCACAGACGCCAUCUACGCGAAACCCACCCUCGAAACCCUCAACGCCAAGGCCAAGGACAACAAGAUCCUAGGCACGGAAAUCGCCCACGCGCAUCCCUCCGACGGGAGCCUGCACGUGUGGCUGUCCGAGGCGGAUGCCAAGACCGUGGUCGAGAAGGGCUGGGGAUUGAGGUUCCCGCUCAAGUUCGUCGAUAAAGGGUGGGCAAUGGUCUAUGCUCCGCGCACCAUGGCCGAGGUGGACGUUGUGGAGCGCAUCGUGCGAGCGGGGAUUGCGUGGGUCGCUGGUGUUGAGGUCUAA